GACUCCACUCAUUUCAUCAAAGAGACUACCAGAGAUAGAGCAACCUCCUUAUGUACAUGCUAAACAGGAAACUGAACAAGCCUGGAUUUCAAGAAGAGAAAGAUGUUUUAUCACAGUCUUCAAGAGGAAUGUGUCAGGAAUUGGACGCAUGUCAGAGAGAAAUUACAGAAGUUGCUUCUUUGGUUGAUUUAUCCGAUUACUUGGAAUUAUUGUAUGAAGAUAUACCAGAGAAGGUUCAAGGGACUGGAAUGAUAUUACAAUUAGCUAGAAACCCUGACAAUCUACUGGAGCUAGGAUCCAAUGAGUCAUUGUUCUUGGCUUUGACUAGAGUACUGAGAGACGACUGGCGUAAAAGCAUUGAACUCUCUUCUAACAUAAUUUACAUUUUCUUUUGCUUUUCGACUUUCUCUGACUUUCAUGGGGUCCUCAUACACCACAAAGUUGGUUCAUUGUGUAUGGCUGUAGUAGAACAUGAGGUGAAUAGACACGAGACACUAGUGGAAGAUGCUGAGAAUAAAAGGAAAGGAGCUCGUACUACUAGCAGUGGGAAAUUGGAAUAUGAAAAAGCAAAGAAGAGGCUACAAACAAUUGAGAAAAGACAAGAUAUCCUUUUAAGAGUUUCUUUGUAUUUAUUGUACAAUUUGGCUGAAUUGCCGGCGAUUGAACAGAAGAUGAAAAAUAAAGGGAUUGUGUCUUACCUAACUAGGCUUUUAUCACGUUCUAACGAAGAGCUGAUAAUUUUGAUUGUUUCUUUUCUUAAAAAGCUAAGCAUUUAUGGAGAAAAUAAAGACGAAAUGGCAAAAGAAAAGAUUCUAAAACGUUUGCUGCAGCUAAUUCCAAGCAAGAAUGAGGUCCUUAUGAAUGUUGCCAUUCACUUGCUACUGAAUUUGUCAUUUGAUCCAAGUUUGAGAGAAGAAAUGAUUACUUUAGGCUAUCUGCCUAAACUAGUGGCUCAACUAAGUUAGUAUAAGCACAUUAAU
This is a messenger RNA of Amphimedon queenslandica, 980 nucleotides long. Its product is annotated as kinesin-associated protein 3-like. Gene Ontology annotation, cellular component: kinesin II complex; axoneme; ciliary transition zone. Gene Ontology annotation, molecular function: kinesin binding. Gene Ontology annotation, biological process: microtubule-based movement; cilium organization. The record is from RefSeq and is a predicted model, not a curated record. Lineage: Eukaryota; Metazoa; Porifera; Demospongiae; Haplosclerida; Niphatidae. Bases 51 to 965 code for a protein of 304 amino acids. The transcript is spliced from 9 exons.